Messenger RNA from Trichoderma gamsii, 822 nucleotides. RefSeq lists its product as hypothetical. The transcript has 3 exons. NCBI's taxonomy places the organism in Eukaryota, Fungi, Ascomycota, Sordariomycetes, Hypocreales, Hypocreaceae. The record is from RefSeq and is a predicted model, not a curated record. Bases 1 to 822 code for a protein of 273 amino acids.
AUGCGCAACAACAAGCUGCAGUAUCUCAUCUUAUUCGGCUACACAGCAGCAGAGGAUGGCACAGCUGUAACUGAUGCUACUGGAUGGCACAGCUGCAUGAAGGCUUUGGUGGCUGCAGUGCAAUAUGGAGCUUGGUCUCGUAUUCAGGCCACACGGGAGGAUGCAAAUUGGAAAUGGAAAAAAGCCCUAGGAGCAAAACCUCUUGUAUGUAUGAUGCCAGAGAUCCAUGAGGUCCACCAACUCGCAUCUGGUGAAGCCAAGCCCAAGGCCCAGUCGCUCCCCGUCUUGGUGCGGAUUGUGCGACUUGGCAGGCAUGAAAAUUUCGAGAUCGGCGUCCCACUUGCAGCCCCUCCUGAGGGCAUUCACUGGCGACGCUGUCUCGCGCUGUUAAGGAAUCCAGAGACAGCACAAAGUACCUCUACUGGACACCAGCUGCGCCUGCUCGUUCUUCGCUCUUCCAUCUUCGUCUUCAUCCUCAUCCACAGGCGUCAUCGUCUUCUCUUCCAGCCGGCAUCAUCCCUCCUCGACUCGUUCUCCCCCACCCUUGCUCAAUGCCAAACAGAUCAGCACAGCCCAUCAGCAGCUGCGGCCCCUGCCAAUUUGAGUGGCCACGGCGGCCCGACUGGCCAAAGAGGCACGCCGGACGGGCUCCAGCGCACAAACAGCCACGGCUCACGGACGCAUCUCAGCCAACCAUUUCGCGCGGCACACGCUGAGAGCAAUCUUUGCGCCUUGGCGGCCUGCCUGUCCCCAUCCGCUGCGUUUGCCGGUGAUGCUACGCGCAUUUUCACAUCUCAGCUGUGUCGUAUUGGUACAGCCUAG